Trichoderma harzianum CBS 226.95 is the source of this 1062-nucleotide messenger RNA. RefSeq lists its product as hypothetical. Gene Ontology annotation, cellular component: nucleus. The transcript has 3 exons. NCBI's taxonomy places the organism in Eukaryota, Fungi, Ascomycota, Sordariomycetes, Hypocreales, Hypocreaceae. The coding region runs from base 1 to 1062 and encodes 353 amino acids. Gene Ontology annotation, biological process: DNA recombination; double-strand break repair. The record is from RefSeq and is a predicted model, not a curated record. Gene Ontology annotation, molecular function: DNA binding.
AUGGCCGCGUCACGAGUUAUCAAGCUACCUCGGGAUGACGAUGAAUCCACCUAUGCUCUCAUCCAAGUCAUCCAAAAGGGCUCCAAACCCUUGGAUGUAAAGCUUGUCGGGACAGAAGGCGAAGCACCAUAUGUAACUUCUUUGAAACAUGAUCGGGUAGCCUCACUACAGGUCCCGAAUUGCCCUGUAUCUGAGUCUGAGUGGCAGGCCAUAUUACAAUCUCUGUUUUCUCUACAGCCAGUCGCGGAUAUACAAGCAACAGCUAGAAUCGAGAGCGAGGUCUCUCUCUCUAUCACAGUUCGAAAGCGAGUUCAAGGAAUUACACAACGACUCGGCUCCAUAGAGCUGAAGCAUGACGAAAAUGAAGGCAUAGAGCUUUUCAAAUGGUGCGCCGAGACUACAGAUGCUCUGGCUCAAAGCAACGUGGCCUUGGCCGAAGCUGCCGCCCACGCGAAAGAGCUUGAAACCACGGUGAAGGAGCUAAAGACACAACUGGACGAGCUCAUUACAUCGAAAGAAGACGAUGAAACAGCCCUGCUUCUCAAAUUCCGGGAUCUUCUUAAUGAAAAGAAGGUGAAAAUCCGUGAACAGCAAAAGAUCCUUGCCGCAGGCCCGAUUCAAAGCAGCCAGCAAGCAUCUCAACGGUUGCAGCCACCAGACACUCAGCCGUCUCGCAUGCCUGCCCCUUCUCGGCCUAGAAAACGAAAAGUCCAGGUGGUGGAAGCUUCGAAAAAUGAGCCAGAAGAAGAUGAAAUGGAGGUGGACAAGAUCAAAGUUGAGCCUCAAGACAGCGAGCAAGAGGAGACAGCAGAAGACACAGCCUCCGGUGGUAGCGAUGACGAUGAUGACGAUGACGGAGGUGAUGACAGUGAUAUCCGCAAGGAUAAGGCUGGGUCGGGAGACGACAGCAGCCCUGGACCUGCGCCCAAAGCUGCGCCUCCUCCCAAGAAAUCAGCUGAGCAACCCCCGGCUCCGAGAAGUUUACCUUUUGCAAAGAAAGCUGCGCCUGCCAAAGCACCGGCAGCAGAGGAGGAGACGGAAUCUGACGAUGAUGAGCUGUGA